Molecule: messenger RNA, 774 nt
Organism: Scutellospora calospora
Lineage: Eukaryota; Fungi; Glomeromycota; Glomeromycetes; Diversisporales; Gigasporaceae
Source: the annotation of a GenBank genome assembly
AUGUGUCUUAAAACCAGUGUCACCCUCUUAAAUAUUCUUUUAAUUGGUUUCUAUUCUCAAGAUGAUGACACUUCAGAUCAAACUCUAACAACUUUUUCUCCUGAAGAUAUACUUUUGGUAACUGGCAAAUUUCAUUUUGUUGAAGACUUAAAUGACGAAGGAAAAAAAUUUCCUGUCUUAAAGAUUGUUUUGCACCACGUCAUUCAACUCGCUAUCGAUCCAACUGAUUUGCCUGCAUUUCCCCUAUUAAUCAACAUGACUGCCAUUGUAGUUGAACCCUCACAAAAUGAAUCUAAUCAUGAUGACAUUUCAUUAAUUGUAGAAACCAGAGACUUCAUAGACCAAGACCAUACUGUCCUUAAAUUAGAAUGUUAUCAUCUGAGAUCGGCACAACACCUUAUUUCCACUACAACCUCUACAAAAAAAGGAUCUACACUUUUUAUGAAUGGGAAACUCUUAAUUGAUGAUGACUACACUUUUAUUGUUCACCUCCAUGGUAUAAACUUUAUUGAACAUCAAAAAUCAAUCAAUGUAAGAAGUCCAACUAAUCUCCCGUGGCUAAGUGGAUCAAAUGAACCUCCAGCAAAUGAAUCAAGUGCUGAAAAAGCUGCAUGCACAAUUGCUUCAAGAGUAAAAAGUGGUAGGAGAAAGAAAGCAUCGACUACAAUAAGAUCAUAUCUUGGUCUAAAAAAUUGUCCCAAAAUAACUGAUCUUGCUAAAAAAGCACUAAAUCAAAAUCAAAGUGUUGAUGUUCCUGACCCCUCCACCCCUUAA